Molecule: messenger RNA, 432 nt
Organism: Penicillium cataractarum
Lineage: Eukaryota; Fungi; Ascomycota; Eurotiomycetes; Eurotiales; Aspergillaceae
Product: DNA-directed RNA polymerase core subunit RPB8
Exons: 2
Coding region: 1-432 (143 amino acids)
Biological process (GO): DNA-templated transcription
Cellular component (GO): RNA polymerase II, core complex; RNA polymerase I complex; RNA polymerase III complex
Molecular function (GO): DNA-directed RNA polymerase activity
Source: RefSeq, a predicted model, not a curated record
AUGUCCGACCCAGUCCUGUUCGAAGACACUUUCACGAUCAACUCGAUCAACGCCCAAAAAUACGAUCGCGUCUCGCGUCUUGAAUGUGAGAACCGUGACAAUUCUAUCACUUUCACCCUCGAUGUGAACACCGAGCUCUACCCAUGCGCCGUUGGUGAAUCGGUGUCUAUGGCUAUUGCCUCUACUCUUUCCCUCGACGGCAAGGAGGACAACCGCACAAGCUGGCGCGAGGUCAGCAAUGGCGAGCCUAGUCUCGCCGAUGACUACGACUAUGUCUGCCACGGCAAGGUCUACCGGUUUGCGGAGGGCCAAGAGAAGGAUACAAUGGCUGUCUUUGCCUCAUUCGGUGGUCUUCUUCUCUACCUGGUCGGACCUUACAACAAGACCAACCCCCUGCGGAUCGAUCACGUCUACCUGCUCCUGAAGAAAUAA